AUGGAGCCUAUCUUUGUACUCAGCUCAACAACAUACGUGCUUGUCGCGGUGCUUGCGGCCGUAGUAGUGACGGUCAUCGUAGACUACUACCGAAGUCGCUCUGUCACGGAUGUCAAAUCGGAUGGGCUCAAGGAUCUACCUGGUCCUAGAGCUUGGCCGAUUGUAGGCUCCCUACACCUAAUGGGGGGCUACGAGGUGCCGUACCAAGCGUUCGGCUCACUUGCUCGUCUAUACGGAAAAGUGUUCCGACUCCAUCUCGGCUCCCAGCCUGCUGUGGUGGUCAACGGACUGGACAAUAUCAGGGAAGUGCUAAUGGCAAAAGGAACACACUUCGAUGGACGACCAAACUUCCGCAGAUAUCAUCAGCUGUUCUGUGGCGACAAGGAGAACUCUCUAGCAUUCUGUGACUGGUCUGACCUGCAGAGGACUCGUCGGGAAAUGCUUCGUGCUCAUGUGUUCCCACGAGCCUUCACCUCCCGUUUCCACCACCUCGACUCCAUCAUCUCCCGGGAACUCAACGAGUUGAAAGCCCGCCUCUCCUCAGACCCGACCGAGAUCAAGCCACUCCUGAUGCCAGCGUGCGCUAACAUCUUCACCUCAUACUUCUGCAGCAAGCGGUUCGAUUUUGACAACCAAGACUUCAUGAGGAUGGUGAGGAACUUUGACGACGUCUUUUACGAGGUGAACCAAGGCUAUGCAGCAGAUUUCAUCCCAUGGCUGAUGCCUCUUCACUCCCGCCACCUCGCACAAAUGGCCCAAUGGAGUCAUCAGAUCAGAGAGUUUGUAGUUUCAUCCGUCAUUGAAAACCGAGCGGAAACUUGGAGUGAAGGACAAGAACAGGUGGACUAUGUUGACAGCCUCAUCGACCACAUUAAGGGUGAGCAGCAGCCAGAGAUGUCUUGGAACACGGCCCUCUUUGCUUUAGAAGACAUCAUCGGAGGUCACUCUGCUGUGGGGAACUUCAUCACUAAGAUCCUAGGGUUCAUCGCCACCCGGCCGGAGGUUCAGAGACGUAUCCAGGAGGAGGUGGACAGUGUGACGAUGAGAGCUAGGGAUGUAACAUUGGCCGACCGACCCAUCAUGCCUUACACUGAGGCAGUGAUCAUGGAGGUCAUAAGACUCAUUGCAUCUCCCAUCGUGCCUCACGUCGCCACACAGGACAGUUCUGUAGCUGGAUUCAGAAUAAAAAAAGACACUCUGAUCUUCCUCAACAACUACGAGCUCAGCAUGAGUCCAGACUUGUGGUCCGAGCCUGAGGCUUUCCAACCGGAGAGGUUCAUAUCCUCCGAUGGUCGACUGGUCAAACCGGAACACUUCCUUCCGUUCGGAGGCGGCCGGCGAUCCUGCAUGGGAUACAAGAUGGUACAACUGGUGUCUUUCUCAACUCUGGCCUCACUAUUGCAGUCCUUCAACAUCUUACCUGUGAAAGGUGACAACUACAAAGUGCCCAUUGGAAACCUGGCUCUUCCUUUCCACACUUUCAACUUCAAGUUCGAAAAGCGAUAAACUCAACAAAAUUCCUCCAAAAAUGAAAUUACAGUAGUAUGAUACCUUCGGUCUUUCAUUGUUGGC
Molecule: messenger RNA, 1572 nt
Organism: Macrosteles quadrilineatus (aster leafhopper)
Lineage: Eukaryota; Metazoa; Arthropoda; Insecta; Hemiptera; Cicadellidae
Product: cytochrome P450 307a1-like
Exons: 3
Coding region: 1-1506 (501 amino acids)
Molecular function (GO): oxidoreductase activity, acting on paired donors, with incorporation or reduction of molecular oxygen; heme binding; iron ion binding
Source: RefSeq, a predicted model, not a curated record